CGUCAACCACCAGCUCAUUUUCAUCCGUCCAUCGCUGCAGCGUGACAGGCGCCACACCAGGCGAGCCCUACUAGCUGAGCUAUGCAAUCAUCGCAUCGCGCCCCCUCCCCCACCCAGGUGUCCUCCGCCGAGUGCUCACUCACGGGUCGUCGAUGUCCAUCAUGUCUGUGUCCUCAUCCACCGCCAUCAUGGGCUCGUCUUGGUCGGCCAUGGAAGUGGACGAUGCCAUCGAGGGAUUGGCGGCGCUUGUCGGGGUGGUGGUGGCGGGUGGGGGGAAGCCUUGGCCGAUGUAGGCGGCGGCCACGAGCGGGAACAGGGUGGCAUCAUGUGUGCAGUAGGGACGUACAGAGAGCUGUAGGGAGAGCCCGUCGGCUGGGUGGCGUGACACCGGGAGACACACCAUUCUGAAGCAAAACAAACGUCCAUAACAUCCAGGACGUGGGACUUGUCUCUGUGCCUCUCUCCCUCCAUCUUACCCGGACAACACGUCGAGCAGGCCGUUGUCGCGCGUGCGCCACUGCUGCAGCUCGGCUUUGAUCCCUCCGGCACCCCCGAAGGCGGUGGAGAAGUGAAUCGGGUUGCCCUCGUCGUUGCCUGGCCGCCCCGUGAAGUGAAUGAGCUGGCGACACACCUUGACGAGCACCGCAUUGCUCGGGCAGGCAAGAGGGAAGAAGUACUCUUGGCUGUGCUUGCCGGUGGUCAGCUCUAUGGCCACGAUGCCGGCCUGGAAGACAUCCCUCUGCCUCUCGUCAUAGGCUGGGAAGAGGCCGCAACCUGAAUGCAUUGGUGCAGAUAACAGACUGGUGUCGGCCCGGGGGUUGCUUGGGGGCUAGAAGACGCUAUGAAAUAGCGCUUAC
This is a messenger RNA of Vitrella brassicaformis, 857 nucleotides long. The record is from the annotation of a GenBank genome assembly. NCBI's taxonomy places the organism in Eukaryota, Vitrellaceae.